AUGCGUUCCUUCGCUUCUCUCUUCACGGCCACCCUCGCCGCCGUCGGCGCUCUCGCCGCUCCCGCUACCGCCCCCGGCACCGAUCUCAUCAAGAGAGCCACCCCCAGCUCUCAGGGCACCAGCAACGGCUACUUCUACUCCUUCUGGACCGAUGGUGCCUCCGACGUCACCUACACCAACGGCGCUGCCGGCGCGUACUCCGUCACCUGGAAGUCUGGCGGCAACUUGGUCGGCGGAAAGGGAUGGAAGACCGGUACCGGCCGAAGCAUCAAGUACUCCGGCACCUGGUCCCCCGUCAACAACGGCAACAGCUACCUGACCAUCUACGGAUGGACUAAGAGCCCCCUCAUCGAGUACUACAUCGUCGAGAACUUCGGCGAGUACAACCCCGGUUCUGCUGGAACCCUCAAGGGCACCGUCACCUCCGACGGCAGCACCUACAAGCUGUACGAGAGCACCCGUACCAACGCCCCCUCCAUCGAGGGCACCAAGACCUUCAAGCAGUUCUGGGCCAUCCGUGACAACAAGCGCACCGGCGGUACCGUCACCGUCCAGAACUUCUUCAACGCCUGGAAGAACGCUGGCAUGACCCUCGGCACCACCUUCGACUACCAGAUCGUCGCCACCGAGGCUUACCAGAGCGCCGGUUCGGCCAACAUCAAGGUCGAGACCGCUGCUUAA
Molecule: messenger RNA, 681 nt
Organism: Colletotrichum karsti
Lineage: Eukaryota; Fungi; Ascomycota; Sordariomycetes; Glomerellales; Glomerellaceae
Product: glycosyl hydrolase family 11
Exons: 2
Coding region: 1-681 (226 amino acids)
Biological process (GO): xylan catabolic process
Molecular function (GO): hydrolase activity, hydrolyzing O-glycosyl compounds
Source: RefSeq, a predicted model, not a curated record